ACACGUGGUGGCCCUAGUUUCAACUGUUUACAUACACUGAAUACAAGACAGGUUUCAUUAUAAGCCUGAACGCCAUUAUACACCAUUGUUCACCCGGCAGACAUUUAUUUUACACUUAACCGGAAGUAAACAUCCAUGUAUGAAGGGUUUCAAAAAUAGGAGAAUGAUGAGGAACAUAUCAGUUUGCAGUGUUUCCGCGGUAACCAGUUACACAAGUUUAUGUAAUGAGCCUGAAAACGUGUGAAUGACAAGCGUGCUGUCCUUGCUGUGGCGAUUUUUUCGUGGUAUUUUGAGGCACGAAAAUGAGUUUCACGAGAAUUUACAAGAGAUGGGAAGAUAAGCUAGCAACUCCCUUCGAGAAAUAUGGAGUCAUUGUAUCGAGAUAUCCAUGGCAUGUAUUGAUGGCAUGUGUGGUCAUCAACUGUCUCCUGGGAAUAGGACUGAUCAGGAUAGAAGCAGAAACGGACACAGAGACUUUGUAUACUCCUCAAAACAGUCAGUCCAAGGUAGACCGAGCAGCCGUUCAGGCUGUUUUUGUGGAAGACAUGUCUGGCACAAACUUCCACAGUAAAAGUAUUACUGAGGAAAACAAGUAUGCUGACUUCAUUGUAAAAACUAAAAAUGGAUCAAGUAUAUUAUCUACAGCGUAUGUGGAUGAAAUUGAAAAUAUAUAUAACCGCAUCAAAGAAAAUGUUAACGUGACUAGUGGUGAUACAACUGCAGAUCUGACAAAUGUUUGUGCCUUACGAAAUGGAAAGUGUGUUGUUGAAGGAGAUGUUGUUUUCAGCACAGUCUUCCGCAAUGCUAUGACAGCCAACGCCAUUAGCUAUCCUCUGUUUAAUUUUGAAUAUCUUAGCGGUACGUUUGGGGAUGCGCAGUCAACAGGGAGUUACCUCACUUCCGCAAAGAUGGUUAGAUUGACUUUCUUUCUACGUCAGGACACAACAACUGCAAUGACACUGUCCGAAGCCUGGGAAGACAAGUAUAUAGAAGUACUAGGUGCCAUGUCCUCGUCAUUACUGGACAUAACUUAUUCAACGUCAUCAUCUCUAGACGACGAAUUGGAUAAAAACGUGAACGGGGAUAUCUUUUACUUUGCUCUUACCUUCACAAUGAUGCUUACUUACGCUGGAUUUGCCACUUCUGGAGGAGACUGUGUGUCAGACAGACAGAAUUUGGGGCGUGCUGGUGUUUUCGCAACAUGCUUCUCUAUCUUAGGUUCCUUCGGCCUUGUCAGUAUGGUUGGUGUCAAGUUUGUCAGCAUCGUUGGAACGCUUCCUUUUCUGAUCAUCGGUAUUGGUCUGGAUGACAUGUUCAUUCUGAUGUCCUGUCUGGCGGACAGCUCAUUCAAAGGAACGAUUGAGGAUCGGAUCAAGGAGACGAUGAGGACAGGGGGCGUGGCCAUUACCAUAACGUCCAUCACUGACUUUCUGGCGUUCGCCAUUGGUGCAUCAGCUUCCUUUAUCAGCGUCAGGAACUUCUGUGUGUACGCAGGUGCUGCUGUUAUCUUCUGUUACUUGAACCAGUUGACAUUCUUCAUCCCAUGUAUGGUAAUCAAUGAGCGUCGGAUCGCCGAAAACAACCACUGUGGGACAUGUCAACCUAUAAAAACUCGCGAAGAGUUACGAACGGAGGGCAAAUCCAAAUGCCAAGUUUUCUGUUGUGGCGGGAAAGCUCCGAAGAAUAGAGGUGACAACGAAAGCUAUUUAGAAAAAUUUCCGAAACUACUUUUCCAGUAUAUCGUUGAAAAUCCCAUUGGAAAAAUAGCGAUAGUAGUGCUGUUCGUUGCUUAUGUUACAUCAACUGUUUACGGAAUAAUGAAUUUUAAACGAGGCUUACUCCUCAGUAAUUUAGUGACCGAAGAUUCGUACUAUCAUACCUACAGUAAGCUCCUGGAGAAUCAUUUCUCGUCAGAAAUUACCAUAGGGUUUACGGUUACAUCAGCGCAGAACUACUCCCACGCCACUAUCCAAAGUCGUGUUUCCGAUUUGUUAUCUAAUGCCAGCGCUGAUGUUGACAUCAAUCCGAGAUUCAGAUCCGACUGGCUAACAGAUUACAAGAGAUCCAUGUUUUAUAGCUCUGCUAGUGAGGCAAGCUUCAUAGCCGGACUGAAAAUUUUUCUCACAAUCCGAACUGACCACGCUAAUGACGUAGUCCUCAACAAAGCUGAAACACAAAUAGUUGGUGCUAGGUUUUUUGUCUUAUCUAAAGAUAUACCCGAAUCCGAACAAAAAGGAAACAUAAUGCUGCGAAUGCGCGAAGUAGCAGACAAUUCUCCACUUCCGGUAGUUUGUUUUUCUUGGCCUUUUGUAUUUUUUGAUGAAUACGCUUCUGUUUUUUCUAUAACAUUUACAACUGUAGGUAUUGCCAUAGCCGCCAUGUUUGUGGUUACCGUGCUGUUUAUGCCACAUCCGUUACUUGUCGUGUGCGUCACUGGCACCAUGGUGAUGAUAUGCGCGGGAAUGUUCGGGUUUAUGUAUUACUGGGACCUCACUCUAAGUGGAAUAACUAUGAUAGACAUUGUCAUGAGUAUAGGAUUUUCCGUCGAUUUUAGUGCACAUAUUUGCCAUGCGUACAUAACUGUAGAUGGCGCCACACGAAAAGAACGUGUACACAAAGCUUUAGAUCGUUCUGGUGGACCUAUCAUCAACGCCGCCCUGUCCUCGAUAAUGGGGAUCCUUAUCCUGGCAUUUUCGUCCUCAUACAUCUUCAGGAGUUUUUUCAAGUUGAUGUUUCUAGUAAUGGUAUUUGGACUUGCGCAUGCGUUGUUGCUGCUUCCGCUGAUUUUCUCCUUGGUAGGACCUGUGACGGAAUUAACGCCUUCUAACACGUCAUCCGACAAACAGGUGAACGUCGAAACACCGAAAGACCAUCAAGCUAAUACUAGUAGUGACAAACACGAAUCAGCGGAUCUGAGUAAUGUAGCUAUCUCGGUACCACUUGAUGUGACUACUAGCGACAAUACGACGAUUUCGCACCUCUAAUACAACUAGAGUAUAAUCUUUAGCAUAUCCAGUGAUUGCACUACAACUACUUUUCUUCUAUCUGUUUCUUUUCUGUUGUUUGGAUAACCGGUGUAAUAGUACUGCAGUAUUAAAUGGAAUAAUUUGUGGAACUGUGUUGACAAUCUUUAAUGGAAUAUGAAGAAACGUUUUAUUUAUUUGUUAUGUUGUAGAAAUUGUUGUUGUGAAAUGCAUAUAUGCUUCGAUUUUUUUUACUCGAAUGUGAUUUUGGGUUUAUUUAUUUAUUUAUUUAUUUAUUUGUUAUGGAGCAGCAGAUU
Ylistrum balloti is the source of this 3280-nucleotide messenger RNA. Its product is annotated as patched domain-containing protein 3-like. Gene Ontology annotation, cellular component: membrane. Lineage: Eukaryota; Metazoa; Mollusca; Bivalvia; Pectinida; Pectinidae. The coding region runs from base 303 to 2984 and encodes 893 amino acids. The transcript is spliced from 4 exons. The record is from RefSeq and is a predicted model, not a curated record.